AUGGAAAUUCGACCAAUUGGCAAUAGCCACCAAUGCAAUGUCAAUUCGUUGGACAGAAUUCCAAAACCCAUAUCUUUGCCCGCCGUGAAAUCUCAUACCUCUAAUUUUACAGAAGAUACAAAUGGACCAGGUAAAGGAAUGCACAAUCAUCACGCCGAACUGGAUGGGAGCCAUCUGGUAUCCCCGAUUACAACAGUUAUCUCGACAGCAUCCACCAACUUUGAUUCCGAGGGAUCAGGUCCUAGCGGCACCAGGCCAAUCUCAAUCGCUUUUGGAGAAGAACCAACACUGGCAGCUAAUGGCAUGGCAUGUGGUUCAAUAAACUCCACUAAACAACAGAGGACAAAUGAGCCUUCAACUCUCAGUGAGGAAUCCUCCUCUAUCAUUUUCGACCCUCACCGAGUCCAACUUAAACAAAAACGAUACAAUGGUACACAACAACGUUUUCUAGACUGGGGUAACCAACACAAUCGUAACGUAUUAGAAUUUGUUAAUGCUAUUGAUAUCAUUAACUAUUUAGCAUAUGGCCGGGUACAUCACAACUGGUCUUACGCCACUAUUUUACAAUACAAACAAGCAAUCUUACAACUAUAUGAACAAACUCAACGUGAUAGUAUAACAACUAAUCCUGCUUUCAUUGAAUUCUUUUCCGCUUUGAAAAGUAACGCGAUUCUAUCUUUUGAUUUCCCUAUGAUCAAUUUACAACCAGCUAUAGAUGUCAUGCUUUCUUGGGGUGAGAACUGCGACAUGACUCUUCUACAAAUAACACAAAAACUUUGUUUCCUUUUGGGUAUCACCGGCUUCUUACGUCCAUCUGAUAUUGAACGCAUCGACGAUAGCAAGACUUUGGUGGUCAACGACGCUCUCCGUUUGGUGGUUUUGGCACCUAAGGAAAAACGGGCUGGUAGACCAAUCGAAAAAGUAGUGAAUAUUUCGGCCCACUCAAACAUUAUGCUUUGUCUGGUUACGUGCUAUACACAAUACAAAAAUCGCUUCGCUUCUCUCGCUCCUGUUGUACGUUCACAUGAUCGACUUCCACACCUUUUAUAUACGGCAUUGGUUCGCAACAUUACCGACCACAACAAAGCAAUCGGGUCUGAACGCAUUAGCAAGCAUAUCACGUCCAUCUUGUGUAGAGCUACCACUACAUGUACAGCUUCCACUUCCAGUCGUAAGACAAUUAAGGCUAGGGCUGUCGGUUCCACACGAGCAAUUCUUGCUGGCGCUAAACUGGAUGAUGUGCUCACCCAUGGUUCCUGGGCAUCUUCUUCGAUCUUUGAUACAUACUACCGAUUGAAUAGGGCUUCCGCCACCAACUUUACGGAUCUUAUUCUGUGA
Molecule: messenger RNA, 1338 nt
Organism: Mucor mucedo
Lineage: Eukaryota; Fungi; Mucoromycota; Mucoromycetes; Mucorales; Mucoraceae
Exons: 1
Coding region: 1-1338 (445 amino acids)
Biological process (GO): DNA integration; DNA recombination
Molecular function (GO): DNA binding
Source: RefSeq, a predicted model, not a curated record